Adineta ricciae is the source of this 918-nucleotide messenger RNA. The record is from the annotation of a GenBank genome assembly. NCBI's taxonomy places the organism in Eukaryota, Metazoa, Rotifera, Eurotatoria, Adinetida, Adinetidae.
AUGAACAAUUCCUCAACAAUAGACAUCGAAACAUGGUUUAUUCCUCAUGACAUCAUUAUGAUCAUUAUCCUCUCUUUCGCUAUCCUACUUGGUAUCUUCUUUUUACUUAUCAUUAUUCUUGAUCAAACAUCUCACACCCUACCAAUGAUAUUAACAGCUAAUUCAUGUUUAACACAAAUCUGUUUCGCAAUUGUUCUACUUCUCAUGACAAUCUUCAUGUUAGAAAAUGAUUUAAAGCAACGCUAUUAUUACGAUCUCUAUUGCAUCAUUCGUGGUUACUUAAGUUAUGCCACAUGCACAGCAAUGAAUUAUUCUUUUCUAUUACAAGCGAUCUAUCGAUAUAUUUUAGUUAUUUACCCACUUAACGUAUGCUGGCAAUCGAUCAAAAUUCAACUAUUACUCAUUGCUGCGACAUGGCUGUUUUCGUAUCUCUAUCCACUAGCAUUUGUCUUCACGAACGAUAUUACGUAUAAUGUGAAUAAUCAGUUGUGUCAAAUUCCAUUGCGUCUUUCGUUUCCGCUUCUUUUCGUCAUUUCGAACGGUUAUCUUGGUCCUGUAUUGAUAAUUCAAUUGAUCUAUUUGAAAUUGGUUCGACAUGUGAAACAAAUUAGUAGAAACGUCAUUACAACAAGAAAUAAUCUACCUCGUUUACGAAGGGAAUUGAAAAUGGUACGUCGAAUAGUAACAAUAACGACGAUCUUAGUUGUACUUGGUCUACCCUAUACAUCUUUUCUAUUUAUAUCGUUUUUUACCGAACCAGUAAAGUAUUACUAUCGAAUAUCGGCGAUCUUCACGAAUCCAUCGCUGAUAUUCAUCAUGAUUGCGCUAUUUCAAUUUACGGAAUCGUUGAAAUUGUUCAUAUUGCGAAAAAUGAACAUACGAACAGAAACAGUUAUACCAACUAUAGAAUUGAGAUAA